AUGGAUAUAGAGCAUGAUGUCCAGCGUGUCGGAUGCUCUCAAGAAAACGCCAUAACCACCUCAACUAGAGAUCAGCACCGAGGUAUUAAAGAUCUAAUCAAGACAUUCAAGCCAACCAUUGACACAAUAAAAGAUGAGAACGGGAACGCAUUGUGCAAUGGAGAAAAUGUCAAAGAAAGGUGGAAGACAUAUUGUGAAGAUCUCUAUAAAGUCAAUGACAAUUUAAAUAACAUUGUGUUGGACCAAAGUCGUCUGAAAGUCAAGCUAGAUGAAGAAAUUGCAGAUGAACAGUGCGGAUUGCGAGCAAACAAAGGCACAAGAGAUCAAAUCCUUAACUUGAAGCUAAUAAUGAAAAAACACAGAGAACGGUAUCACAACCUGUGUUCCAUAGACUACAGGAAGAAAGCAGUUGUAAGAACCACUUAUGGCUUAACAGAUUCCUUCAACAUUGGCCAAGGCGUCUGCCAAGGUUGUAUACUAUCGUCGCAUCUUUUUAAUGUCUACUCCGAGAAAAUAAUGCGAGAUGCUUUAGAUGGAUUUGAAGGAACCAUAAAAGUGGGAGGAAGAAACGUCACAAACCUUCGAUAUGCUGACGAUAUCGUCCUUAUUGCUGGAUCAAUGCUAGAACUAGAAGAUCUCAUCACAAGAGUCAAACUAGCAAGUGAACAGGCUGGACUGAUGCUCAACACACAAAAGACGAAAGUUAUGAAAAUGGCUGGUGAUCCAGAAAACAUCGAAAUGAGAGACCUUACUGUAAACGGUGAAAUAAUUGAAACAGUUGAAGAUUUUAUCUACCUCGAUGCAAAUUUCACAAAUGACUGUAAUGACAGCAAAGAUAUCAGGAGAAGAUUAGCAAUCGCAUGA
This is a messenger RNA of Penaeus chinensis, 864 nucleotides long. RefSeq lists its product as uncharacterized. The coding region runs from base 1 to 864 and encodes 287 amino acids. NCBI's taxonomy places the organism in Eukaryota, Metazoa, Arthropoda, Malacostraca, Decapoda, Penaeidae. The record is from RefSeq and is a predicted model, not a curated record. The transcript has 5 exons.